AUCUGUCAAACUUUGCUAAAGAAAAAGGCGCAAAAGCUGUAAAGAAUUUUUACCAUUUUCUCUUGCAAUUUUUUUCUUAAUAUUUAUUCGCAUUUUGUUUGGAAAUUCUGUGAAAAAGUGUUCUAAAGAUGGAUUCUUCAGAUUGGCCAGAACUUUCUCGUGGAGCCAUUAGGCGACUCAUCGAUGGGGCCCAGGAACAGCCAGUGCUCCAGAUUUUGGGGGCUAAGCUAAUUCCCAACAGUGAGAAUGAGCGAUAUCGUUUGUUGAUUUCAGAUGGGCUGAAUUUGCACAGUUACGCUAUGCUGACUUCUCAGCUGAACUACAUGUUCAAGGAAGGAAGCCUCGCGGAUUUUUCCAUUUUCCGCCUGAAGCGUUUCAACACGUCCAACAUCCCCACAAAGCCUGAGAAUUCCAUUGGGAGGAGAGUAAUUGUUUUGCUGGACAUUGAAAUUCUCACUCCGGGUGGACAAGUGGGGGUUAAAAUUGGAAAUCCCGUGGCAUUGGAACAGAAACCCGAAGCUGCAAAUAUGAAUGGAGGCAGUGGAAGUGGCGCAGGUGCACCUAAACCUCCCACUGCUAAUCCUUAUUUGGGAAAAACGACGACGAAUAAUUUUCCAGCUUCAACGGCUCCUGGUACGCCGGGGAACCAGAGGAAUAAAGCCAACUUGAAUGAUUCUAUUUCCUUGGAGAAUUCAGUGAUCAACCCCAUUUGUAGUUUGACUCCGUACCAGAAUAAAUGGGUCAUCAAGGCAAGAGUCACCCACAAGGCUACAGUACGGACGUGGAAGAACGACAAGGGUGAGGGGAAGCUCUUUAGCUUUGAGCUGGUUGAUCAGAGUGGUGAGAUUCGCGCUACAGCGUUCAGGGAUCAGGUGGACAAGUUCUACGAUAUGCUGGAAGUGGACAAGGUCUACCUGGUGAGCAAGUGCAGCCUCAAGCCGACCGACAAGAGGUUCAACAACACAAAGAAUGAGUACGAGCUGACGCUGAACAAUGAAACAAUCAUCCAGGAGUGCUUCGACGAUAUGGAAGUUCCCACGACAAUGUUCAACUUUGUCCCAAUCUCCCAGAUCACCAACAUGGAGCCCAACAGCUUGAUUGACGUCGUUGGCGUGUGCACAUCGUCUGGGGAAGUUGUCAAGUUCACAUCACGUGCAAGUGGACGGGAUUUGCAGAAGCGCGAAGUGACGCUGGUGGACACAAGCAAGGCCAGCGUUAAUCUCACCCUCUGGGGAAACGAUGCUGAGAACUUUGAUUGCACCUACCAACCCGUUGUGGCCAUCAAGGGGGCACGUAUAACGGAAUUCGGUGGCGGGAAGUCCAUCUCCCUCAUUGGGAGCAGCAUUAUGAAGAUGAAUCCCGAUAUUCCGGAAGGGCACAAAAUUCGUGGAUGGUUCGACAAUGGAGGUGCCGAGGAUAUUGAUACGAACAUCUCAACACGCACUGGAACCGGCACGGGGAUGAAGACAGAUUGGGUAACAUUCCAUGAGGCAAAAAUGAAGAAUCUCGGCAUGGGAGACAAUGCUGAUUACUUCCAAACGAAGGGCAUUGUCCACCUUGUGCGUUCCAACAAUUGCGUCUACAAAUCCUGCCCGCAGGCGUCGUGCAACAAGAAGGUUGUUGAUCAAGAUGAUGGAACGUAUCGCUGUGAGAAGUGCGGCACAUCCUAUCCCAACUUCAAGUAUCGCUAUCUUCUCUCGAUGAGUAUCGGCGAUUGGACAUCAAAUCGCUGGGUGACGUGCUUCGAUGAAGUUGCUGAGCAGAUAAUAGGGAAGAGUGCCCAGGAGAUGGGAGAACUCCUCUCCACAACACCCGAUGAGGGAGAAGCUGCACUCCAUGACAUCCACUUCAGCACCUACAUCUUCAAGCUUCGCAUCAAAAUGGAACAUUUCGGGGACAAUAGUCGCAACAAGAUAAGUGUUGUAACUGCAACCCCGGUGAACUAUAACGAGUACAAUGAGUAUCUCAUCAAAAACUUGUCCAACCUCACUGGAAUUACCGCCAAUUGAGAAGCUUCUCUUCCUUUCUUCUUCAUUAAUUUUUAUUCACAUUUUCUUAUAUAUUUUUCUGAAUUCACAAUAAAGGAAUGAUGUAAAACAAAACAAAAAA
Molecule: messenger RNA, 2109 nt
Organism: Lutzomyia longipalpis
Lineage: Eukaryota; Metazoa; Arthropoda; Insecta; Diptera; Psychodidae
Gene: RpA-70
Product: replication protein A 70 kDa DNA-binding subunit
Exons: 5
Coding region: 129-2009 (626 amino acids)
Biological process (GO): double-strand break repair via homologous recombination; DNA replication; telomere maintenance via telomerase
Cellular component (GO): DNA replication factor A complex; nucleus
Molecular function (GO): single-stranded telomeric DNA binding; damaged DNA binding
Source: RefSeq, a predicted model, not a curated record